AUGGCUUCGUUUUUCCAGCCCGGGAAGGAUGACCCGACCCGCGAUGCAUGCGGUGAGCAGAAGUAUCAAGUCUACUGCAAUAGUGUCCUCCCCGCAGGCCACAGGUUCAUUCACUUGUUCCAAGUCGUGAACUUUACGUUUGGCCUUACAGCUACGUUUGUCCCUUUAAUUCUUUAUCUCGUCUACAGGUUCAUUCAGUCACGUAAAGCAAGAAGACCAAAGGCGUCAAGGCAACGGAAUCGCCUUCUCAGCCUAGAUGGAGGAAUCAACUCCACCGUGGCUCCUAUGCACUCGUUCAGACCGACGAAAACAUUCACGAUCCUCUCCGAGUCCGAUGCCCUCUCGUCCAAGCGAUCCACCCGAACAUACGAUUUCGUUAUCCUCCCACUGUCAAUGAAUGGGAGCAUCGCUGGUGAAGAUGGAGCCUCGCGCUCGUCCAUUGGCACGUCCGAUACCAUCGUCGCCAAGAUGCGUCUUGCCAAUAUUAGCAUCGAUUCCUUGGGCCCCGAUGCGCUCGACCAGUCUCGAAUUGACGGCACUUGCGACUUCCUCACCCAGACGUACAUGGACAAUAGCUUGGCCGGAUACGCGCUUCAGGUUUCUGCAGCCGAGAAGCCUGAACAGGUAGAUGAACUACUAGGACGACUCCAUGACGCGAGAAUUCCCGUUCUUCUUUCAUGCUGUCAUGAUUCCGAAGCUCUCGACGCAAUCAGUUUCACUUAUGUGUCUGGCCUGAUUGUUGAAAAUGCGCUCAUUUUGCCAAACGGAGAGGCACGGGAUUAUUUCAGGGCUCAACGGCUCCGAAACAUCAUGGCCAGGUGUCACAAGGAGCGAGAAGAGAGGCCUAGCUUCUUUAUCGGGUUCCUUACCCGAUGGGAGAAGCGACCACAUCCUGCUACAGUCCGUCGAGCCGUAAAGCUCGCCGAACACUUUGGUGCUGUUUUCGAUCACAGUCCCCUCGACCAUGCCACGAGUCUUAAGGAGCCUAUGCCAAGUCCCACGGAGACGCUUAGCGGUUUUGAGUAUCUUCGUCGUGCAGAAACCAUCGAGCUUCAGAAAUCCUGGGCCACCGAGGCGAGGGGGGUCUGGAUUCCCGAUGGAUCCCCUUUUGCCAAGGUAGCGGAACUGUCGCUAGAAGAUCUUGAGGCUGUGAUGCCCAACGCGUCAUACCUUCUGACACAUCAAGAUCUCCCGCUGGCACUGAGGGCCAUCAAAGAUGAGGUGCCAAGAUACUACGUAUCUCCCGAUUAUAUCGACCUCGUACCAGCCCGAGUCAGCUUUUGGGACUCCUCCAGUGAUAGGAAGCAUCUUUCACCUGCUGGAUGCUUUCCGCUCACCUCUGAGCCUCAUGCAGAUCAUUAUCAGGCAAUCAGUUCCACUCAACAUCACCUGAAGGAACUCGAAAUGCUUCAUUCCGUGGAAGGUCCCGAAUUGGAGCUGUUGGUGGUCGCCUUGACCUCGUUAACUCAACGCGGGGAGUGUAACGCUGCUGUACAUGAGCUCAUCGAGGGCCUUCGAGACCAUCAAAUCCGCGUCUACAAGGGAAUGGAUACCGGGUUUGGCGUUCCCGAAAGCGACGCCCACUUUUGGGGUGUCUCAAAAGAUCGACCAGGCCCUACUGCUAACUGUGUCGACAUCUUCGUCUCUCAAAAGGCCCCCAGCGAUGCAGCCACAGUUCUUCACUCUUGGUUCGCUCACAGACAAAUUCCUCGUUUGCACCGAUAUGAGGAAGAGCUUCAUCUGGAAAUUGUCAACAACCAGAGCGACUCCUCAGGUCUCCCUCUCAGUAUCCGAGCAACGAUUGACCAAGCGACGUAUUCGGAAGUUCUGAGUCUCCUCCAGAAGCUACGAGCGUCUCAAUUAAAUCAUCCUUUUGCCGACGCGAUUAAGGCCUAUUGUCGGUCUAUGCUGAUCAGCGAAACUACCAAGUCAGCCUGGAACUUGACCUGCGCCAAAGCCGCCCUCGACGGGUCUACAAGCAUGCAAGACAUUCUCCGAAUGCGUCUCGAGUACUACGCCAGACAGGGCGCGACAGAGCUACCAACUCUAGAGAAUGUCGUCGCGUUGUAUAAGCUGACAAGCAAGACUAUUGUGGAUGCUCUCUUCUUUGGGCGUCGAGACACCAUCAAUGCACUGACACAGGCUCUACUUCGCGCCUACGACCCUUGGAAAUCCUGGACUGAUUGCGAUUACGUUGACAUCAACGCUGAACUUUACGCUCUCAUCUUGUUCACUGUCCUUCGAAGGGCGGCCUUUGAAGAGGUCUAUAAUGAGUCCAUUGACCGCUGCCCUAUCUUUGUAUCGCAGCCCGAUCAAGCAGCAGUAUUCUCAGAGCUUUGGAUUCUUGGAUCUCAAUGCGAUAUCUAUUUUGGAUUGCUUCCCCGGGAUAUUGGCAACAUCAUCUACCAACGCUAUCGCACACACCUGGAUCAGCGUCCCCCCACAGCCGCCGAUCGAGUCAACAACGAGAUCAUGACUAUGUACUUCAGUCCGAGUGCGCCACCCAUCAUCAAGGAAGGUGAUGAAGGAGCCUUUCCAGGAUCUUCAGGGAUGAAGCGCACUCGUUAUGAAAGAAUUCGGUUGUGGAAGAAGAAGUUCGCCGAAGCUGGCGCUCUGUCCAUCUUUUGUCUCCCCGCGCUCGUGGACGUUAUACUCCUCACCUUCGUGGGGCGGGGAUGCUUCAUGACUGCAUUCAUGGACUAUAGAGCCCUGGAGGCGGCUGGCUAUGCGCUGCUUGUUUCCCUGUUACUUACUGCUGGAGUCACGGGUUGGGCCGGUAGUAUCGGCAAUUACUACCUGGCCCAUUAUGCCUAUGACAAUAUGGUCUACUUCCACGUUCAAAGGCUGGCUGGAGGUUUUAUCCUGACGCUUCUUGUCGCAAUGGCGGGCCUUAUCAUGUUCGGCUUGCGAUACUCUGUUGAAAUAGGGUUCGUCUUCGUGGCCUACGUCAUCUGUAUCACGACUCAUUUCAAUCUCUUGGGAAUUAUGAGUUCUAUGCACCAGCAUGAAAGCCCAAUCUUGUCGGGUCGCACCAUGUUUAUUCAAGACAUGUCGAUCCUCCUACUAUCACCGACAAUCUCAUCCUUCAUCAAUGGUCGUGACAUCGAGAUCUACCUCCUUGUCAUGUACACCUACCUGUUCGUGUCCCUAUAUCGAUACCGACGACUGUGUCACGAAUGGUCCAAUUGGAUGGACAACAUUCCGAAGUUCUCGCACAAAGAUGUUCUUGAAUGGUAUGCUGCGAGGCAAGAUCCUGAUACGAACGAAGCAGACCUGAAAGACCAAGAGGCUGUGGCCUUGCAGACCUUCACUGCGUUUCUGGAGUCAUACCAACGCCGCACAAAGGACUCCCGCUCUUCUGGUGUCCUCUCAGACCCAUUUGUAGCUCGCAUCGCAAAAGGGCUGCCCUUUAUCGAUUGGCUAUUCAGAAAGACCAACCCCAAUCGUGAUGAUCAUCCAGACAUGUUCAGCACCGCCUGGUUCACUCAGCUCAACGAAUCCAAGAAUGCACAGCUUGGCUUGAUCCGCGGCCUCAAGGACCAUAAUGUCUUCACGCUCUUCCGCCUUGCUCGUUACGACAUUGGCCAAACCCUUGCACUGUUCUUGGUCGCUCUCAUGGACCGCUGGGUCAUGAUGGUCUGGAGCGCAGGUGGACCCUAUCCGAGUAUGUAUAGUGACUCCAGAGCUCGUUAUGGCAUUUGCAUGUCCAUCAGUUACUUCUGCGUGGCGGCUAUGCUGCUCGAUUCGACGCUCUAUAAAUAUUGGGGCCUGAAGGACCAGAUCUCAGACGAAAAGCUUCGGGACUUUGAGCAUGCUCAGAAACUCGCCGCAGAGUUCGAAACAUUCCGUCGUACGAGCAUCCUCAAGGCACUCACAGAUAUCAUGGGGAAGCUUUUCAUCGUUGUCGGUGUCUCUACCCUCCUCCUUUGCGUUUUCGUUGAGAGCUGGGAAACGACAGUUCUUUACUAUAUGUACACCCUGGGAUAUACUGCGACCAUCAUCUUCCAGUUCAAUCGAUGCUUCACCACUAAUGUCAAUGUCUACAUCGCCAUUCUCUACUUUUCAGCAAUCAUAGGCUUCGUCGUUGGCUGCGUCCUCCAUUCUAUUCCCGCCACCUCCCAAUGGCUCUACAAUGAUAUUAUUGCGCAGAACACAGCUUCCCUCCUUGCAGCCGCCGGAACAUCCCUUUGGAGCUACAAGGAUUGGACCGCGUCACCCCCCUCUCACUCGACGUCUGAGUCCGUUGAUGGCGAACGUGACACCUACAUCCAACGAAGAUACAGUGCCGAGGAGUCCAUUCCAUCAAAGAUUCCGACGGAGGCUAUUCAAAACAGCUUGUUUGGCGUGAAGAUCACCCAUGAGGAUGGCAAACCAACGUCCAAGAGAGUCACAGAAAACCUGCAUCGCUCUCUCGAGUACCCCAAUAAAAUGACUCGAGGCACACCCUGGGCCCGAAAGCUUGUGAAGACGGCGAGGGAGAUGUGGUUCAACCACAAAAUCACUGUCAAAAUCGUCCGCCGAGAAGACUUUUGGGAGGAUGGCUUGGGUGACAUGAGCUCGUUCAGCGUACAGCGAGGCACCAACCUUCAUAUCACGGUCGGAUUCAUGGGUGAAGCUCAGCUGUGUUUGCCUGCGUGGCAGCCAUUACUGGCCACUGUUAUCAGCGAGUCCAUCUUGUAUCAUGUAGCUCGGUCCCAGUUCAACCUCUCGAGCAGCCGUGCGCUUCGAGCCGAGCACUUUCUCUAUGAUACGGAGUUCAUUUCCAGGAGACUCGAGUUUGAGAUCUCUUCAGACUCCCGGCAACAACUCACCCGUCUGUCUCUCAAAACAGAGAUGGAAAUGAUGAAACAUCUGUGUCUGGACUUUGAUGUUGACGCCGACUGGCCAACAACCCCUCAAUCUGUCCGCGAGGGCGUCUUGCGACGAAUUUUCGGGGAACCAGUUGCUUUGACGUUUGAGUUCACUCAGUGGGCAUCUGGAGCCAAGAUCGACCUGGAGACGGAGGAUUUCUACGUCGGCCUCACUCUAGAGGUCUAUCGGAAGUGCCAAGAGAAACUCAGCCCGACCACGUCCUUCUCAGUCCUGGGGCAAGAUAUUUUACCGCCGCCUCCCCCAGAAUUGAAAACGGUCGAUAUCGAGAGCGCUGAGACUGCUACCUUUUUCCAAAAUCUCUGGGCAAGGAUGAUCUCUUCACCCUACGUGUGCGUCAAGUGGAUCGCAUUCAUCAGCUCAGGAGCAUCCAAUGUCGAAAGAGAGCUCCUCCACUGUCUUAACAAAACACCAAUGAGAAGUACUCUCGCCUGGACGAUCCUGCGUAUUUGGAAUAUCUGUCGCGCUGUCAGUCACUUCUGGGUCUAUUGGAUUCUGAUCUAUCACCGACCUGCACUCGUCAACAUCACUCGCCUUGCCCAGAAAGGUGCCCGUCGAACGAUUAUCAAAGACACCGUCGUCGUCGAACUAUCGCGAAAGAACAUCACUGGAAUUGCGUCAGUCGACGAGAGCAAGGUAUUGGCUCUCAAAGUGUAUCCUGGAUCUCUCAAGGAGGCCCCCGCCACUGGAGACCCGUUGUUCGUGGAUACCUAUGAUGAGAGAUUGCGUCUCAGGAGCAAACAGGACAGCAGCGAUGGCGGUGUUUGCACAUACCAGUACGACGGAAACUCUCGCUGGCCGACUGCAAAGGUGAUCUCCAAAGAGGAUUCUACAAGCGUGGGAUACUACGACAACUAUGGGCGUAUUGUACGAGGCACGCGGACUCUCGGCGACGUCGAAUUUGUGUUCCAGUACCACUACAAGUCUGCACCAAAGGGCAAUUCCGACGUCCUCCGCGUCGACUACAAAUUGGCUGAUCCUAACUCAGACGACAUGCUCUCUGUGUUCUGGGGCAAGCCUGUGGUUGUUGAAGAGUACAACUGGACGCCAUCCAAGAACAUCGGUCGCAUUGUCAAGCUUACCAAUGGCAAGACAUACACCAGCGAAUAUGAGUACCUCCAUCGACGUGAUCCUGCAAUUACCCAUUUCGUGCAAGAGGGUCAACGCGCCCAGACUGCUAUUACUGACUCGCCUGCGGUCUUCCCUCGAGAGGCUGAAUUGUUCGCUCGUCCGCGCAACGCGUGUUUUGACUCAGACGACCUGCUGAUCUACCACAGUCGACGACAGAUCCGGCUCAUGAGACGGUAUGCCAGCGCGAAGCCUUCUCUCGUCUCACUCAUGAACCCUCUGUCGUGGAUUGACCGGUUGAAUAAACACAAGUACCGUCCUGUGCCAACUUGGCGGUUACGUACGGAGCUUUGGAGUCUUUGGCUCAAGGGCGCCACGCUCGACGCGGUGACGGCUUGUUGGAUGGAUGAGCUCAUUCUUCGCGAGGAACCUCUACUUCGACCUUAUUGGAGUGAGCGAGAUAUCGGACGUCUCGACAGCGCUCGCAGCAUCCUGGAUGCGAAUAUUGAUCAGAUUGUAGCCGCUAUGGAUAUCGACACCGAUGUGUCCGAGGUUACCGUCCUUGCCAUGAAGACAGCUGAUUUGUACGCCAUGGGACUGAGCAACGAUGCUCCUCAGGUGACUACGCGGCCGCAAGACUGUUUCAAUGAUACGAGUGACCGUAUUUCAGUCGUCUUCAAUGACAUUGGAUGCUGGCCAGUGGCGCCCGGAGGCGUCUCCAACUGUCGACGCGAUCUUGUCAAUGGGCACACCACGAUUCGAAAUCACGUUUUGUCUGAGUGUGCUAAUGACUAUGGCAUUCCCCGCUUCCAGAUUGAGAAGAGUGUGCAGUCUCUCAAGCUUCUGCCGCUUUGGGGAAUUGAUGGCGGCACUGCCAAUCACGGCGUGAUCGACAACAUGCUGGAGUCUGUGGUUGAUAAGAAGGUCGCUGACACCGGUGUGCAACGAGACAUCAUCGGCACGUUUGUCCCCCUCCUGAUGGAGUUCGUCAGGGGAGCCCGUACUAGACGUCUGGCCCGACCUGAUCUCAUCAAGUUCAGCAACGUCAUCCUCUCUAUGGCCAAGUACUACGAACACAAGGACUAUACCCUCACUUGGUCAUCUAAGGAGGUAGAAGAUACCUGGGUGGCUGCCUGGCUUGUCCACUACCAUGAUCCUAAUGUUGUCAACCCAUCAGAGACUUUCGAGAUCGAACGGCCGAGUAUUCCUGACUUCCGUGUUGCGCUGGGUAUUUUCCGGGCCUAUUUCUUCAUAUUCGCCGUUGGCAUUCCUGAGGAUUGUCCACGGGUCUUCCAGAGUACCCAUCAUGGCAUUAGCAGUCUCUUUGGACUGGUUCUUAAGCAUCGCCACGGUGCUAGCUUUGGUAUUUGGGACCAUGCUAUCCUCUGGCGAGAGUGCUGCCUUAACAUUAGUGCUGCACAAUGUGAGCUCCCACUCUCUGUGCAGUCUAUGCUUCUGGCUAGCAUUGGUCUGGCCAGUCGUCUCGCUUACUUCCACGCGGAUGUGAUCACACCAUGUGCAUCUCUCUUCAACCCUACUUGGGAAAUUGAGAUUGGCACAGAAAAGGGUACCGUUGGCAACAGAAACCUCUUCAAACGCAAGAUUGACCCGAUUGUCAACGGUAUUAGCAACAUGGAUGCGUUCACGCCGGUCGACAAAAUCCGAACAGAGAAACCCACUGUUCUCAUGCUGUCCAACGUUCAAGUUAUCAAGGGAGUCAAGGCAGCUAUCCAAGCAGCUGAGAUUAUCAUCAACCGGUUCGGCUUCACUGACUACCAGCUUAUCGUUUAUGGCGCAAAGGACCGCCAGCCGGCGUACGCACUGGAGAUGGAAAAGUUCAUCACUGAUAAUAACCUGUCAGAUAAGGUCAUUCUCGCUGGCUUUGGCAAUCCCAAGGUAAUCCUCAAGGAUGCCUGGUUGUUCAUGAACUCCUCUAUCUCUGAAGGCCUUCCUCUGGCCAUUGGCGAGGCAGCUCUUGCCGGUGUGCCUAUUGUCGCCACUGAGGUUGGUGCCACAGCUCUGGUCUUAACGGACCCUCAGAAUCCAGAUCUUCGCUAUGGCGAGGUCGUGCCGCCUAAUGACCCUCUGGCCCUGGCCCGCGCCCAGAUCAGUAUUCUCAGCAUGGUAGGCCAGUGGACCAAUUUCACCGACGAGGCCGGGCAGAAGAAUACGCCAACUCUCCCCGACGAGAUUACACCUACUGAUGUGGAGUGGCUUACGAAACGAUUCUAUGCGAAAGCAGAGUAUCGUCGAGAGCUUGGUAUGCUCUCGCGCAAGGUCGUCCUCCACAGUUUCCACGGGAACCGGUACCUACGGGAACACGAACAGAUGUUCUGGAUCCAAUGGCACCAAAGCAAGAUGAAGGCAGAGGAACAUAUUCAGGCCCGGGCCAACAACCGGUACAAGUUUGGAACGCCUGUGCCGCUCCGGUACGUCGAGGAUGACAACGAGGACUUGGAGGAAGAAACAAAGAUCGACUGGUCGCAGCCAAUCAUGCUUGAACAGUGGCAGGUGCUUGAAGGCCAAGGGCCACCAAGACGAAAGUCAGGAGCCAGAAUGAGUAAGAUUCUGAGAAGACAGCGGCCAUACUCAUUUGUGAGUGUUGUUUGA
This is a messenger RNA of Ilyonectria robusta, 8547 nucleotides long. RefSeq lists its product as uncharacterized. Gene Ontology annotation, molecular function: glycosyltransferase activity. Bases 1 to 8547 code for a protein of 2848 amino acids. The record is from RefSeq and is a predicted model, not a curated record. The transcript is spliced from 4 exons. NCBI's taxonomy places the organism in Eukaryota, Fungi, Ascomycota, Sordariomycetes, Hypocreales, Nectriaceae.